Molecule: messenger RNA, 944 nt
Organism: Nannochloropsis gaditana CCMP526
Exons: 8
Coding region: 27-944 (305 amino acids)
Source: RefSeq, a predicted model, not a curated record
GCACACAAAGACAGGGUCAAGGACGCAUGCGGCUGAAAUUUCCGUUACUACAACUGUUGUUGCUGGGAGCACCUGGACUGUCGUCGUUGGUGCUUGGUAUAGAUAAGCAUCCCAUCAAUCCUCUGACUUCGUCCCUUUUUAUUUCGAGUACGGUACACAAUGGGAGGUCGACAGCGCGAGACCUCCGGCUCUUCAGCACUGCAACGCGAUCUUCCCUCUCAGUUGCAUCCAUCAAAUUAAAAGUGUGUCAGUUAGCGGCUCUUACAGACAGGGGUAAGCUUCAAGACCCCUUGGUCAGUGAUGAAGGUCUCUACGCUGCUGAAAGAGAGACAAUGGUGUCCCUACUAGAGCUGUUGAUUGCUAAGGGACGUGAGAGGAAGCAAGCGAUGAGCCCGGUGCUCUUGGAGGGAGAGUGGGAGCUGGUGUACUCGACCAAGCAGCUCUUCCGUUCGUCCCCCUUCUUCCAGGCUAUUGAGCGCGCCUACGCCGAUCCCACAAAGUCUGAGCUCUUCUUCAAGCUGCACGAGCUCCAGACCUGCUCCUGGGGCGCUUCGCAGAUCGGGCGCGUGGCACAGACCAUCGAUCUGCAGGCCCAGACCCUCCUCUCCUCCUUCGACACGGUCCUCUUCCCCCUCACCACCAUCCCCCUCAUCGGUAAGCCGCCCGCCCCCCGGCUCCUCCGCCUCCUCGCCCGCCCCAUGCCUCCCUUUUUCCCUCCCUUCCUCCCUCCCUCCCCUCAGGCUGGUUCAAGCUCCUUCCUACCUUCGGAGGCCGCGUCGAUUCCCUCGCCGACGGUUCCCUGUGCCCUCCCAUCCCAUCCCUCUCGCCAUCACCCUCCCAACCCAUCAUGCCCUGUUCCCUCUCAGCUGACGGUCUCGGAAUCCUCGCAAGGGACCGCAUUGCGUCUGGAGUACGCGGUAGCCAAGACUUCCUUCAAGAGGUGA